UAUUGUAUCGUUCAUUUCGUCACUCUUGACAGGGAAGCCUCCAUGUUCACAGGGAAGUACAAAUAUAUUGGCACGUUCCUCCAGAGAAGCGGCUGGAGUUUUCUGACACCUCUUCCUGCAGUGGUUCAGAUGCCUUCUGUAUAUUGUUACCUGGACUAUAGGGGAUUAUCACAAGGAAGAUUAAAGAUGGGCGGAGAUGAAGUAGAGGGUUAUCAGCUAAAGCCUCUGUCAAGACGCCGUUGUCACCUUUUGUAGUAAACAAUACUGUGAAUAUAACUUUGGCUGGAAUAACUCGAAGAGUUAGUGGUUUCAGUUUCCCUGUAGCAGCAUUAGGUAGCUUGGAUUGGGGCUGAAGCCCCAUCUCUACACACAGGUUGUGUGUAGCAUAAUGCACUCAAACCUGCACUGCAUUAUUUUCAGUAUUACCAUUUGUAUUCACAAGUGCUAGAUAAAUUAAAGCAGUUUAAAAGAAAUUAAAAAUAAAAAUAAUUUCCCGUUUUACUUAUUCACCUAAACAUGUUUUUAUGAAGUAAGCAGAAUAUCCAAAUUACACAAAGUAUAUGCAAUAUACUUGUAUUUUUUAAUUAUAGACCACACUGAUUAAAUAAGUUGCGUACAUACAUAAAAUAAUUGUUAAAACACGGAAGGACCAUUCUUACACCUUGAAACAUGUUUGAAAAAAAUAUUUAACAAAUACAUCUCAACUCCAAGUUCGUCUCUGAAGACGUAGCGCGUCUCGGCUCACAACACAGGUAGCAUGCUCUACUAGGACACCACGUGACUGCUCCCUGGCUAACUGACAGGACCGUCACAUAAACGGUAUCAAGAGUAGUAAAGGGGUUCUAACUUGAUGCAGAUCACGUUAGCUGACGUUAACUGUUGUAGUUCAUUCAGAGGUGCGGAUUCCCGCUACCCCGGAAGUGCUGUCUCUUAAUAACUGGAUGUAAAACAACUCGUACCUCUUGGUUCAUGAUACUCUCCUGUGAGCCGUUACUCGAGUUCGUACAAUGUUGUAGCGUUAAAAAUACCGGAGAAAAGAAACCGGUGGAAGCCCAAAUAAACUACAACUCCCAUGGUGCCCUCCGCCUCAGUCGUGUAGGUGUUUCCGGUGUCUUAUAACAUUUUACUUCCUUCCACACAGACCGACACGAACAAAUCGAGAAAGAAGACGUCGCCAACUUUUAAAUGCCGUCGUCCGCGGUCGCGUGUUGAGCUCAUUCUCUUGUUUCGUUUACAUCGUAAAAUGCGCGGCGCGUGGCGUGGUGGCGUCUGAGAAGAGAAGAACUGUUGACAAACGCAGACCGUAACGUGUAGGCCUCCCGAAGAAAGUUUGGUCGAGGGCCUGUAAACAACAUGUCCUCCGCCUCGCAGCCUUCCUCCAGACGGCAGUGGUGCUACCUCUGCGAUCUGCCCAAGAUGCCGUGGGCCAUGCUGUGGGAGUUCAGCGAGGCCGUGUGCCGGGGAUGUGUCAACUACGACGGGGCGGACAGAAUAGAGCUCCUCAUCGAAACUGCCAGGCAACUGAAGAGCACGCACGGAGUUUUAGACGGUAGGUCCCCCGGUCCUCAGCAGGGCAAACCCAGCUCGGCCGGGCCCCUUGAAGCAGGGCGGCAGCAUGGAGAGCGUAUGGAUAGGGGGAGGGGGGAGUAUGGGGUGUCUUCUCGCCUCCCCAAUGGGCUGCAUAGAGCUGAAGAUGUGGCCCUGUCAGAGGGCAGCAGACACAGCCCAAACACACGCCGGGCUAUAGUUGGGGCAGUUCCUAGUCUCCAUGGCACCAUAUCCCAUGCAUUGAUAGCUCAGGGGUUAGUAGCGGCCCCCCAUGGGCUUCUAGCCCCCAUGUCAGGCUCCAGGGCAGGGCCCACGCCAAUCGCUGUCUCAGCUGGCCCCAUAAUGGGUGACUCUGGCAGAAGACAGGUAGUGGCCCUGGGCGUGGGUGCUAGCACCUCUGCUCUGGUGGGUAUAGAUCCUGCAUUGUGGAGGAACAAUGAAGUGAUGGCGGAACUGAAUGAGGUGGCCCGUUGCCGGGUUGAAGGCUGGCCCAACCGCCCCAAAGCGGUCCGGGACGUGCUCGUGGCUCUGAGCAGCUGCGUCCCCUUCAACGUGCGCUUCAGGAAGGACCACAACCUGAUGGGCCGCGUUCUGGCCUUCGACACUAGCACAUCGCCGGAGUUUGAGCUGAAGGUGUUUGUGGAGUAUCCCGGCGGCUCCGGGAUGAUCUUCUCUGGAGUCCCGGACCUGGUCAGGCAGAUGUUCCGCGACUCGGCCAAAGACGCAGGUAAAGCGGUGAACUCUGGGCUGCGCUAUGUGGAAUACGAGAAGCGGCAGGGCUCGGGGGACUGGCGUGGGCUGUCCGAGCUGCUGAACGAUGGCGUGCGCAUGUUCAAAGAGCCCCCGAUUCCAGAGGUCCUGCCCCAGCUGGAUGCGGGGUUGCCCAUGGCAACCGCCGGACGCUCUGUACCGACAAAGAGCACAACUCGCCGCCGCAAGGCCUCGCCGGGCUCCGAGAAUGGAGAGAGCGAAGGGAGGCCCGAUCACCCGGCGAGAGAGCCGUGGCCCCGGGGCGCGUACUCCGGCAUGGAACCGCUCCCUGGCAUGGCCGUCCCACAAGAAGGCCCGCCCCGUUUACACAGCCAGCCCUCGCCCAUCUCGGCACUCAUGGGAGUCGCAGAAAGCCUGAGCUCCGGCCAGAUGGCCAGAGAUAGCCCCGGCAUGUCGACGGCCCACUCCUCCUCAGCCGGGCGCCCCACCAGCGGCAGCCCCUCCACCGCCUCCCCCUCAGUCUCCCAGGCCGCCUUGGGGCAGGGUUUGAACGCGGCGCAGAGCAGCAGCGCCGGGGAGUCCACGAGCAAUCCCCAGGGCACCCUGCUGUGCUGCACCCUCUGCAGAGAGCGCCUCGAGGACACCCACUUUGUCCAGUGUCCCUCCGUCCCGCACCACAAGUUCUGCUUCCCCUGCACCCGGGGGUUCAUCCGCAGCCAGGGUCAAGGCGGGGAGGUGUACUGCCCCAGCGGAGAGCGCUGUCCCCUGGCCGGCUCCUCCGUGCCCUGGGCCUUCAUGCAGGGAGAGAUCUCGACCAUCCUGGCAGGAGACGGAGAUGUGACGGUGAAGAAGGAGAGCGACCCUUGACGUCUCCAUCUUGUUGUGGUGAAUGUGGAUCAAACACUUUGAAAGCACUUCCCUAUUAUCUCGAGCAGAGGUCCACUUCGGCUGCAGUUCAUCAUGUGUGCCUCUGAGAACAGAAUGACUGAACCCCAGGAAAACAGCUACACACACACACACACCACGCUAACGAAAGAAGAGGGGGGGUGGCUCACCUGCGAAGGCCGAGCUGCUUGCGUCCAGCCGAAUGUGGAGUCCUGAACCAAAUCUCUUCCCCUCUUUGUUUCAGAGCAGCGGCGGCCUCGUCAAAGCCCAGGCUAGAAAGCACACGCUUGUUUUAGAAAUGACAAUCUGUUAUGGUCCUUUUGUUCUGCACGGGACAGCGACAUUUGACAGAAUCUUGGCAAUUCUUUCUAAAACGAAACUAAUGAAUGUUCAAAAUGUGGCAAAACCAAUUGGUCCUUUAAAAGCCAAGGAUUGAAUGAAAAAAAAAUGAAAAAUGUAAUCCCACAAUGUCUCUUAGGUAUUCUCCUCUUAUUGUAUGUCAAAAAUGUGAAUUUACUUUCAAUAUGGCUAUGUAAUUUCUAUUUUUGAUACAAUACAAAUUUCUAUGUAUUUGUUUAUAGUGAUAAGAAGACCAAAGAUGGCUUCAUGCUCAAUGUAAUUUUAUUGUAUUGUAGCCGUGUAUGCUGUACUCACUGAUGACCUUGUCGUCAGACACAAAUUUGUUCAUCUAUCACAGAGUAAGCUUGUCUUUGUCUAUUUACUUUUUUUAUUUUUUAUUGUCUGUAUGGUAAGAUAAUUAGCACCAAUCUUCAAUGGUUAACCCACAUACUCAUGUGACCUGAACAGGUCAAUUCUACAAUAAAUUACAAAAAAGUUA
Messenger RNA from Pseudoliparis swirei, 3982 nucleotides. Its product is annotated as interferon regulatory factor 2-binding protein 1-like. Gene Ontology annotation, cellular component: nucleus. The transcript has 2 exons. Bases 1354 to 3126 code for a protein of 590 amino acids. The record is from RefSeq and is a predicted model, not a curated record. Gene Ontology annotation, biological process: regulation of transcription by RNA polymerase II. Gene Ontology annotation, molecular function: transcription corepressor activity. NCBI's taxonomy places the organism in Eukaryota, Metazoa, Chordata, Actinopteri, Perciformes, Liparidae.